Messenger RNA from Micropterus dolomieu (smallmouth bass), 1806 nucleotides. Its product is annotated as protein NDRG3-like. The coding region runs from base 58 to 1158 and encodes 366 amino acids. Gene Ontology annotation, biological process: signal transduction. Gene Ontology annotation, cellular component: cytoplasm. NCBI's taxonomy places the organism in Eukaryota, Metazoa, Chordata, Actinopteri, Centrarchiformes, Centrarchidae. The transcript has 15 exons. The record is from RefSeq and is a predicted model, not a curated record.
UCUGUCUGCCUCCUUGUUUGUGUGUUUUAUCAGGUUGAUUGGCAGUAAAGCGGCCCUAUGAUGGAGGAGCUUCACGACGUCCAGCUGACUGAGAUCAAACCACUCCUGACAGGACAGAAUGGGAGAAAUCUCCAGGACUUUGACUGUCAGGAGCAUGAUGUGGAGACGGCCCACGGUGUGCUGCAUGUUACCAUGAGGGGAGUUGCUAGGGGCAACCGACCCACAAUCCUCACCUACCACGACGUCGGACUCAACCAUAAGUCUUGUUUUAACAGCCUGUUUAACUACGAGGACAUGCAGGAAGUGACGCAGCACUUCUCAGUUCUGCAUGUUGAUGCUCCAGGACAGCAGGAGAACGCUCCUGUAUUCCCCACCGGGUACCAGUACCCCACCAUGGAUGAGCUGGCCGAGAUGCUGCCGUCUGUCCUGACACAGCUUCAGGUGAAGAGUGUGAUUGGCAUCGGCGUUGGAGCUGGAGCCUACAUCCUCGCCAAACUGGCUCUGAAUGAGCCCAGUCUGGUGGAGGGUUUAGUUCUGAUCAACGUCGACCCCUGUGCUAAAGGCUGGAUGGACUGGGCUGCCUCUAAGCUGAGCGGCUGGACGAGCAACCUGGUCGACAACAUCAUGGCACACCACUUCAGCUCUGACGAGUUGACUGAGAAUCAGGAGCUCAUCCAGACGUACAGACUCCACAUCUCUCAGGAUAUACCGCAGGAAAACUUGGCCAUGUUCUACAACAGCUACGACAGUCGUACUGAGUUGGAGAUAGAGCGGCCCGUCCCUGGUCUGAAUGAAAACACCGUCACCACCCUCAGGUGUCCCUCUCUGCUGGUGGUUGGAGACACGUCGCCUGCCGUUGAUGUCGUGGUGGAAUGUAACUCCAGACUGAACCCGACCAAGACCACCUUGUUCAAGAUGGCGGACUGUGGAGGUCUUCCUCAGGUGGUGCAGCCUGGAAAACUAGCAGAGGCCUUCAAGUAUUUUGUCCAGGGGAUGGGCUACAUGCCCACAGCUGGUAUGACCCGGCUGGUUCGCUCCAGGACUCACUCGGCCUCCAGCGUCGGCUCCACAGACGGCGUCCGGAGCCGCACUACACUGCCAGAGGACGGCAACAGCCCCAAACACACAGCGGCACGCACCAUCGAAAUGACCGCGUAGGACGGUUUCCCGCUCUUGUUUCCUCUCUUUCCUCUUCCAUUCCUCCUCACAUGCUGCGUGAACGUUCCUCUCCGUCGCAGCAGUUCCUCGUUGUAGUUGAAACAAAAAGGUCACAUCUAAGCAUCGUGUAAAGUAGAGACGACUUCAAUAUCUUUAGACUUCACCGCUGUCGUAAACGGUUCGGCCUCAGCGGCAGCCAUGUUGGCUCUUUAGGAUGCUGUUCGUACCAUCACUCGCCUGGCGCCAGGCGGUUCAUGUGGUGACGCUGUUGAUGUAACUGUACAUGGAGUCCAGCUGGUUCAUAUUUAUAUACAGAUGUGUUGUCUGCUGUUCAGACCAGAUCCUCUUCCUUUAGCUUAGGUCCUGAUCCAUUAUUAUUAUUAUUAUUAUUAUUAUUACUAUUACUACUCUUAUUAUUUUGUUGUGUUGAUGGUGGUGUUGGUUGCCGUGAAGCUCGUUUAUGAAACUGUCUUCCUACCGGUAAAAUAAAAGUGACUUUAAGGGAAUAUUUCACCCAUAAAUGUAGGCCUACAGUUUUUAAUAUCAGUUAUGUCUCUCCCACCCUGGACUGCCCGGGAAAUGAGUAAGCGGGGGAAUUUUAUACCAGAACAUAACAAAUUAAUAAAUAAAUAUGUAUAAAAACUCAAA